AAGCUAUCCAAAAGCACACCGAACUUUCUUUCUAUUUUCCAAAACAAAAGAGCAAAGCAAUGAUAAUGGCUACAAUCCGAACAUGUUGCCUUUACUCCCCUGAAACCCUUCUCCUCCGCUCAGCUCCAUCUCUCAACCUCCCUCGUUGCCGCCGUUUCCUCACCACCGCCGCUACAAAGGACAAAGACAAAGUCAUAGUCAUAUCUGGCCCCACCGGUGCCGGCAAAACCAGACUCGCCUUGGAGCUAGCCAAGCGCAUCAAUGGAGAAAUCAUCAGUGCCGACUCUGUUCAGGUGUAUAGGGGUCUCGAUGUUGGAUCUGCCAAGCCUCCUGAAAGUGACAGAAAGGUGGUGCCACAUCAUCUAAUCGACAUUUUGCACCCGUCGGAAGAGUAUUCUGUUGGACAAUUUUUCGAGGAUGCUAGGCAAGCCACGAGAACUAUUCUUGAUAAUGGCCGUGUUCCAAUAGUAACUGGCGGGACUGGUUUGUACUUGAGAUGGUUUGUAUACGGAAAGCCUGAUGUUCCCAAAGCUUCUCAAGAGGUGGCUGCUGAAGUGUACUCCGAACUAGCUGAGUUACAAAGAACUGAAGACUGGGAUGCUGCAGUUCAGUUGGUUGUAAAUGCAGGUGAUCCUAAGGCCCAGCUUUUAGCUCAUAAUGAUUGGUACCGACUUCGACGCAGCCUUGAAAUCAUUAAGUCUAGUGGAUCCCCUCCAUCUGCAUUUGAAGUACCCUAUGAUUCUUUUCGGAAACAAAGGAUUCCUACUGCAACUGACGAUACUCAUGACACCGACUCUUCUGCUGAUGUCGUGGAGGAUAUUAAAUCUAAGGAAUUGGACUAUGACUUUAGUUGUUUUUUCCUCACUAGCCAAAGACUCGAUCUCUACAAAUCAAUCGAUUAUCGCUGCGAGGAUAUGCUGACUGGAGAUGAAGGACUUUUGUCCGAGGCCAGAUGGUUGCUUGAUAUAGGCCUUCUUCCCAAUUCAAAUUCAGCUACCCGAGCAAUCGGAUACAGACAAGCUAUGGAGUAUUUAUUGAUGUGUAGGGAGCAAGGUGGUGGGAGUUCUCCUAGAGAGUUUUAUUCUUUUUUAGCUGACUUCCAAAAAGCAUCUAGAAAUUUUGCGAAACGCCAAUUGACAUGGUUUCGUAAUGAGAAAAUAUACCACUGGCUCGACGCUUCUAGACCUUUGGACAAGGUUCUUAACUUCAUUCACGAUGCAUACAACGACAAAAGUGGAAACAUUGUAGUACCCGAUGAGCUUAAAAUGAAGAAAGAAACUGGUCACCGAGAAGCCUCUGAAUUAAAGGCCUAUCGAACUAGAAACAGGCAAUACGUUAGACGAGAAGAUUGUUCCGAGAUUAUAGAAUGGAUAAGAGAAACACAAAGUGAACCAAUAGCCAAAGUAUAAUCAUUCUCUUUCACUUUAUUAUGAUUUAGUAUUGUACUAAAAACUCAUAAACCGAAACACAGAGUCCAGAUCGAUUUCAUGAGUUUCAUUGAGAGCAACCGACGGCUGCUAUCGUUGGCUGCUCAUCAAUUUUCAAGCACUCAUCUUCAGUUCGUUGAUUUUAGUUAGCAUGGCGAAUUUGAACGAGUUCAUUAUCGUAUUUUGUAACUUAGGUAAGAAAGAAAAGUAGAAUUGGAUUGAAUAUGUGAUGUAAUUUCUAUUAUGCAAUUUUGUUAAUUCGAGAGAGGGUUUAUAUAUGCAUUUUUCGGGCUCGAAUUCGAAUAGUGCCUGAAAAAUGUUCUUAAUUGUACCGAAGUGAACUCAAAAUUUUGUUGGGGCUUCGAGAUAUUUGUGUUGUUGUGUUUCUUCAUGUAGUAGUAUUAAGUAAACGAAAAUUUGUAAAAGAUAGUACUGGUGUCUAACGACGCAUAAAGGUAUUAUACUGCUAUUGGUAUCAUUUCUUAAGUUCGAAUUGAAAUUUUUUCAUUCA
This is a messenger RNA of Cannabis sativa, 1938 nucleotides long. RefSeq names its product tRNA dimethylallyltransferase 9. The record is from RefSeq and is a predicted model, not a curated record. Gene Ontology annotation, biological process: cytokinin biosynthetic process; tRNA modification. Gene Ontology annotation, molecular function: tRNA dimethylallyltransferase activity. NCBI's taxonomy places the organism in Eukaryota, Viridiplantae, Streptophyta, Magnoliopsida, Rosales, Cannabaceae. The transcript has 12 exons. Bases 60 to 1409 code for a protein of 449 amino acids.